AUGCAGCUGUGGGUCUCCUUGGGACUCACAAGGAUAGGCAGUCUGUCACCUGUGCUGAUGGCACGGCGUCGUCGCGAGCACAUGAGCUGGCGCCAGGGAGAUGGAGAUGGGGUUCAAGGAACGGCCAGGGCUCGCAAGGAAGAGCGACAGGGGGCUGACCGAGAGGAUGCCGACAUGAGGUCUGUUUCAUCUGAGCCUCGCAUGGCUGCCGGAAGCAGUUCAAGUAGGCCGAAGACGGUCUAUACAAUGGAGUCUGGUGCCUCGGAUCCGGUUGCUUCUGGGUUGCUUCGGCAAGACUUACCGCCUGACGCUUUUAUGGCGUUAGCGGCCAAGCUUAGACGCCCAUAUGCCAUACAAAACGCUGUGCAUGCCGGCACCAUGGAAACUCCAUCAUCAACUUCCUCCCCUGCCCUUGAUUCCUCGGCAAGUACGCGGCGACAUCGAUCAUCUGAUCCGGAACCGGUGCGGGCAUCGUCGUCCAGCAAGGACCGCAGCAGAGCUGGCUGUCGUGCUGGAUUCAGGUCCAACCGUACUUGGCCCGCCGGCGCGGUUCCUGGUAAGCUUUUUGCUGCUUCAGGUGUGUUGCCCACCGAUGGCCCCUCGGUUCCCAUGGACUGGGCGAAUAUCGCAGCAGUGGGUACUGAUGCUAUGGACGAUGCUGUGGGAAGGGAUACCUGUCGACCCAAGCCACAGAAGCGACCAAGGGCUCUCGUUGAGUUGGAUGACGACGUGAUGGAGACUUCGGCUCCCAGUGAGCUCGGGCAGGGCAGUGUCAUAGCGCCUAUCCUUGAUCUCACCGGCACCGAUGAUGUGGCUUUCUCAGCAGAGAAUGCGAGGAGCCUCAUCGUGAUGGACACGGCUAGAGAGGCUGUGCCGGACCUCGAGUCGGGAGUUCCUGCUUCUUCUUCCUCGAGCUCGCAGGCUGGUUCUUUGAUGGCACCGGGAUUCACAGGUACACGAGCUCCCGUUUCUGCAUCCACGGCGAUCUCAUCACAGAGCCUUCCGGCUCCGGCCACACCGGCAUGCGCCGAAGCGGACCUGCUCCUUCGCAUCGAGUUGAUAAAGCAGGCAGCUCAGGGGAUUCGCGACGGCGAAAUCAGUCAGGAAGGCUCCGGCACCCCGCCGGAGGCUUUCAUUUUGAACUCCGACUAG
This is a messenger RNA of Symbiodinium sp. CCMP2592, 1152 nucleotides long. The record is from the annotation of a GenBank genome assembly. NCBI's taxonomy places the organism in Eukaryota, Dinophyceae, Suessiales, Symbiodiniaceae.